Molecule: messenger RNA, 2073 nt
Organism: Plasmodium coatneyi
Lineage: Eukaryota; Apicomplexa; Aconoidasida; Haemosporida; Plasmodiidae
Exons: 2
Coding region: 472-2073 (533 amino acids)
Source: RefSeq, a predicted model, not a curated record
GUGCAGGCGCCAAAGUGUUUUCUCAUGUCCGUAUGGUUUUGUAUACAUCGAUUAGCGGGCGAGUAUUGUACUUUCGCAAGUCUGCAUCGGGAGAAUUUACCGUUUUGGUCCAUCCUCACAUUUGCGUUCUUCUCCUUGGCAUUUUCCACCCUCGCAUGACUUUAUAUGUUAAUAUGUUAACAUUUUUGCGUAUGCUCUCGGGAGUUAUUAUUUUCCUUUUGCAUCCAUUUUUGUGUUACCCAUUCGCCGUCGGUUUUUUCUCAUCACCCCGUGUUACUUGAACAAUUUUUCGGCACGGCUUAGUCCUCUUUGUGUGGUCAAACGUAUGCGCCACCCUCCUUCCUUCUUUUCCCCCAAGAAAACAGCGAUCUUGUACCAACGACGAAUUCACCAUGCGAGGAAAACCCGAAUGCAGGCUUGCCGAAACAGAGUCAUAACCCCACGACUGCCACUUGAACGGAAGAGCGAAAAAUGGACGAGCCACAGGAACCCUUAAAGUUCUCCGACUUCACCCAGUCCAAACAUGGCAACAAGAGAAUCAGGAUAAACAAACCGAAUGGAGAUGUGAAAUAUUUGAUUUCCCGUUUUACGGACAACCGGGAAAUUAGCAAGUUAUCCGGCCCAGUGACAUUUAUCUCCAAAGACCUGCAUGAAGAAAGCCCCACAUCGAAUGACAAAAACAACAAUGCCUUUUAUUGGCUGCUAAAAAACUCAUCGAGUGGAAAGGGAAAAUCGCAUCACAAGUCAUACAUGUCCAAAAAGUGCAACAUGGACACAGAUGUAUUUUUUGUGCUGGUGGAAAAUGAAGAAUAUUCGGACAUUUACCCCGUGUCCAGUUGGCACGUCUUCGAACCGGACCUGUCGGCAAAAACGUUAAGCAAGUUUAACGUAGAGAACCCGCAAGAAAAAUUAAGAGCAGAACAAAACAACAGAAGGUUGGAUGAUAUAAUUGAGAGGUUAAAAAGUAAGGAAGAACAUAUGAAGGUAAAUUCCAAAGUGAGGGAAGAAGGAAAUAAAAAAAAAAAAAAAAAAAAAAAAAUUGUAAAUUCAGACUCAUCUUCUUCAUCCUAUGAAGAUGACGAUUUAGGAUUAAAAAAACAAGAAAAAAAACGUAUAAAAAAUUUGUACAAAUUAAGAAUGAGAGAAAAUCACGAUAAAAUUGAUUAUGUUGAUUCAGCUCUUUCCAUUACUGCCUUGAGAAAAAGUAAAGUCAAUUGGGAUUACAAUAAUGAUGGAAAAAAGAGCGAUGAUGAAGACAUAAAUUUGGACGAUUCUGGACAGGAAGAAUUUGAUGAUGAUGACAAUAAUGAUGAAAAUGAUGAUUCGGACAACAACUCAGAUAUGGACCUUUCCCGACUGACCACCUACGGACAGACUAUGAAGUCUCUGCUGAAGCAGCAAGUGCAUGAUGAGGAGGACGACGAAUUGAAGCAGUACUCCGAUGACGACAGUGAUGAGGAGGACGAUGACGAUGAAGAUGAUGAGGACUCCGAUGAAGAGUUAGAGGAGGAUGACGAAGUUGAUGACAGAACUGGAAACAUGGCUAAGAAAAACCUAGCCGCCAAAAAAAGAAUGUUAAAAAUAGAGGCACAAAGGAAGGCCAAAAAAGGUGUUGCUCUGAACAAACCGCAAAAGGAUAAGCGCCACGUACAAGACGAUGAGGACGAUGAAGACGACGAUGAUAGUGAUGAGGAAGAAGAAAGUGAAGACGAUGAGGAAGAUGAAGAAGACCACUACCAAGGGGACAAAAAAAUUAGCCCAAAUAAAAAGCAACCCCUACAGAAUACCAAAGCAAACACCAUCAACGAAUUCAUUAAGGAAAAAAUUAAAAACAAAGAACUACAAAUAAAGGAAGAAAACUGUGCCAAAAUUUUACUAAAGCUCAUUGAAAAAAAUAAUGGAAAAAUGGACAUCUUGACUCUCCUGGAUGUUUUAAACAUUAAAGAAAAAAACCAGAGCUUCUUAAUCGUCCAAAAGUAUAUAAAAAAUUUGUGCAACAUUAGCUCACAGACGAUUAACAAUAGGAAGGUAAAAAUGGUAUCUGUGAAGCCGAAGUUUGUCUCCAAGAAGUAG